AUGGACGGCGAGGGACCUUUGUACCGUUCGUGGAUACGUAGCCAUCAGCGCACUCCCUCUGGUUCCCGAGACUUCAAGGAAGCGACCAAGCGUGAUGCACUCGCUCGUUUGGCGGUGGAUCUCGAGCGCCUGAUCGCAUCAGUGCCAGAGAACAAGCGGCCGCAUGUCGAGAAGGAGUUCAAAGGGUUCAAGAACCUUUUUAGUCGAUUUUUGGCGGAACAGGGUCCAUCGGUAACAUGGGAGAAAAUAGAGAAGCUGCCAGAAGGAGCUGUAAUCGACUACUCCAGUUUGCUCACGCCCACCACGGAUAAUGUACACCACAUGUUGGACAAAUUAGUUGUGGUAAAGCUCAAUGGUGGGUUGGGUACUUCCAUGGGGUGUAAAGGGCCUAAGUCUGUGAUACAAGUGAGAAAUGAUCUCACGUUUUUGGAUUUGACUGUGCAGCAGAUUGAGCAUCUGAACAAAACCUAUAAAUGCAACGUACCUUUGGUUUUGAUGAACUCAUUCAACACUGAUGAGGACACGCAGAAGGUGAUCAGGAAAUACCAGGGUCUAAAGCUAGAGAUCCAUACCUUCAACCAGUCCUGCCACCCCAGGAUCAAUAGGGAAUCCCUGUUGCCUGUACCCAGACACCAUGAUGUCCAGUCUGAUAUCGACGCAUGGUACCCCCCUGGCCACGGAGAUUUCUAUGAGUCCUUCUACAAUUCCGGCUUACUCCAAAAGUUCAUCAAAGAAGGCAGAACAUACUGCUUUAUAAGCAAUAUCGACAAUCUUGGAGCCACUGUCGACCUCAACAUCUUAAACCUACUCCUCAACCCGGAUCCCCAAAAGAUCAUCUCAGAAUUCGUCAUGGAAGUCACCGAUAAGACCAGAGCUGACGUUAAAGGUGGUACCCUCAUCCAAUACGAGGAUAAACUCAGACUGCUUGAGAUAGCCCAGGUUCCAAAAGAACACGUGGACGACUUCAAGUCUGUCAGCCAAUUUAAAUUCUUCAACACCAAUAAUCUGUGGGCUAAACUUGAUGCUAUCCAAAGGGUAGUGGAACAGGGUUCCUUAAAUAUGGAAAUUAUCGUCAAUAACAAGCAUCUUUCUGACGGCCUGAACGUUAUCCAGCUGGAAACUGCUGUAGGUGCAGCGAUGAAGUGCUUUGAAGGUGGAAUAGGAGUCAACGUACCCCGAAGCAGGUUCUUGCCUGUAAAGAAGACGUCAGAUCUUCUGCUAGUGAUGUCCAAUCUGUACAGUCUGUGCCACGGGUCGUUAGUGAUGUCCCCACAAAGGAUGUUCCCAUCUACUCCUUUGGUGAAGUUGGGUGAUAAUCAUUUCGCGAAGGUCAAGGAGUACUUGAACAGGUUCGCGACGAUACCAGAUUUGAUUGAGUUGGAUCAUUUGACUGUUUCUGGGGAUGUUACUUUUGGAAGAGGCGUUUCUUUGAAGGGUACGGUGAUCAUCAUAGCGAACCACGGUGAUCGUAUAGAUAUACCAUCUGGUGCUGUACUGGAAAACAAGAUUGUGUCAGGAAACCUUCGUAUCUUGGACCACUAG
Molecule: messenger RNA, 1542 nt
Organism: Arctia plantaginis
Lineage: Eukaryota; Metazoa; Arthropoda; Insecta; Lepidoptera; Erebidae
Source: the annotation of a GenBank genome assembly